Messenger RNA from Caenorhabditis sp. 36 PRJEB53466, 367 nucleotides. Lineage: Eukaryota; Metazoa; Nematoda; Chromadorea; Rhabditida; Rhabditidae. The record is from the annotation of a GenBank genome assembly.
AUGGCCAAACGCUUCCAACAGAGCUUCGACAGAGCGAUCAACUCGAGAAACAGAGAUGCGGUGCUCAAUCACCUCACCGACUCGUUCACCUAUCAGGGAUGGAACCGUACUGUGCCCAUGGUCAUCAGCAGAUGUACGGUAUUCUAUUGGAGUUGCACACAUCAGAAGCAUGAUCCUUUCAGGGGUGUUCGCGGAUUGGGUGCUGGCGAGUCGUGGCAUUUACGGAGAUGUCUAUGAGGCGCGCUUCUAUCAGGACAACAAUGUGAUCUACAAGAUGCGCUACUACACGACUGUGAUUCAGGCGUAUAUGGCUUACAGCGGGAAGGUCAUGAAGUUGUACAUGGGCGAGGAUAUCAGUCGUCGCUGA